Messenger RNA from Chrysoperla carnea, 637 nucleotides. Its product is annotated as cuticle protein 7-like. Bases 26 to 568 code for a protein of 180 amino acids. Lineage: Eukaryota; Metazoa; Arthropoda; Insecta; Neuroptera; Chrysopidae. The transcript has 2 exons. The record is from RefSeq and is a predicted model, not a curated record. Gene Ontology annotation, cellular component: extracellular matrix.
UUCAAUCCAGAACAAUCAUAGAAAGAUGGCAUACAAGUUUGUUUGUUUAUUAGCCUGCAUUGCAGCAACAAAUGCAGGAUAUGUUGCACCAUAUGCUGGACACGGAUCAUAUUUAGCACCCGCAGCUGUAGCAAUUGCACCAACAUACCAUUCUGGCUACGCUCCACUUGCCAAAGCUGUAGUUCUUGAUCAUCAUGCACCAGCUCAUUACAGUUAUGAAUAUGGAGUAGCUGAUCCACACACUGGUGACGUAAAAUCUCAACAUGAAACACGUGAAGGUGAUGUUGUUAAAGGAUACUACACUUUAAAUGAAGCUGAUGGAACCAAACGUAUUGUUCACUACACCGCUGAUCCACAUAAUGGUUUCAAUGCUCAUGUAGAACGUGCUGGUCAUGCAGUACAUGCUGUUCCAGUUAAAGCUGUUCAUGCACCAGUAGCCAUUGCUCCAGUAGCUAAAGCUAUCUACCCAGCUUAUGGUGGUUAUGCUGGUUAUGGUUAUGGACAUGGUGCCCCAGCAGUAUCAUAUGCAUCGGUUGCUGCCCCACUUGCCUAUGGACACCACUACUGAAGUCUAUUUAAGUCUUUAUUCUUUGUAUAUACCUGAAAUUUUAAAAUAUAUUACCUUUGUAAAUUAUAA